This is a messenger RNA of Chaetomium fimeti, 1811 nucleotides long. Its product is annotated as transmembrane amino acid transporter protein-domain-containing protein. Gene Ontology annotation, biological process: amino acid transmembrane transport. Bases 383 to 1777 code for a protein of 464 amino acids. The record is from RefSeq and is a predicted model, not a curated record. NCBI's taxonomy places the organism in Eukaryota, Fungi, Ascomycota, Sordariomycetes, Sordariales, Chaetomiaceae. Gene Ontology annotation, molecular function: L-amino acid transmembrane transporter activity. The transcript has 2 exons.
GCCAUGUACCCCAGACGGGACUGCGCCGCGACUCCACGAUUUGAUGGACCCAAGAUGUUCGAAUCAAGUUGGAACUGCCCGGCCCUUGUUCGAAAUGCUCCAUUCUUUCUCCGAUGACGGAUUACCGAGGCGAAAAUUGCCCUGACUCGUCCCUGGAAAAAUGAGACGAACAGGAUUUCUUCAAAUAUGAACUCCCCCCUGACCACAUUUCCCCGGAUUUCUCUCGACCCGACCUCAACAACCUCCUCAACGAGGUACCAUCCAGCCCAAAAGCUUGGCUUGUUAGCGUCCGGCGCGGCAUUAAUUCGACGCCGGCAAGGCCACAGCUGAAAUCCUCACACCUCGACUCCCACUUCAGGGGUUCCGCUCGCUCCCCGUCGAAAUGGUGUCAAACGCCCCAGUUGCUGGCCUCGGUCCAGAUGUCUCUUCAGAGAGGAAGAAAGAUAAGGGGCCCGACGACAUCGAACCAGCCCCGCCGAUCUAUUCCCCGGACGGCGAGAUGAAAGAUGGCUCGGAGGAAAUCAACUAUCAUACCCUCACCUGGUGGCAAGCCGGAGUGGUCAUGAUUGCGGAGACGGUGUCGCUGGGUAUCCUCUCGCUACCGGCCGUCGUGGCAAACCUCGGGCUGGCUCCCGGGAUUGUUGUGAUGGUCUUCAUGGGCGUGUUAUCGACAUACUCGGGCCUCGUCAUGGGAGAGUUCCGGAAAAAAUACCCCUGGGUGGAGAGUUUCGGCGAUGCUGGCGAGGUGAUGGGCCGGUCCAUCGGCAUGGGCAAGCUUUUCCAAGAGGUUUUCGGCUGGGCCCAGGUCAUCUUCCAAGUCUUCGUCAUGGGCAGCCAUCUCCUGACAUGGACGAUCUGCCUUAACACACUCACGGACAGCGCGGCGUGCACCAUCGUGUGGGGUGUGGUCGGCCUAGGUGUCUUCUGGGUGCUGAAUACCCCCCGCACCCUUCGAGCGGCGGGCUACUACUCAUUCGCCUCUUUCGCGUCCAUUUUCACGGCGGUCAUGAUCACCAUGGUCGACGUGGGCAUCGAGAAACCCAUCGGCACGACCAGCAUCGAGGUGGCGCGCACCAUCGGGUUCAGCUCCGCCUUCCUGUCGGUCACCAACAUCGCCGUGGCCUUCAGCGGACAUUCGUGCUUCUUCAGCGUUAUGUCGGAGCUAAAGCAGCCCAACGACUGGCCCAAGGCCCUGAUGCUGCUGCAGGUGUGCGACACGGUCCUUUACAUCAUCGUCUCCGUGGUGGUUUACAUCCACGUCGGCCCCAACGUCCCCUCGCCCGCCCUCUCCGCCGCCGCCUCUCCCAUCCUCAGGAAGGUUAUCUGGGGGAUUGCCUUGCCGACUAUCGUGUUGGCGGGCGUAAUCUUCGCCCAUGUAGCUGCCAAAUACAUCUUUGUGCGGGUGUUCGCCGGCACGAAGCAUGUCGCGAAGCGCACCGCGGUGGGCCGAAUCGGCUGGCUUGGCAUCACGGCAACCAUUUGGAUCAUCGCCUGGAUCAUUGCUCAGUCUAUCCCUGUCUUUAGCAACUUGCUGGGGCUGGUAUGUGCUCUGUUUGCCAGCUGGUUCUCGUACGGAAUCCCGGGGUCUCUGUGGCUAUGGAUGCACUACGGGGAGUGGUUCACGACACCCACGAGGACUCUCAAGUUCGCGCUCAACGCUCUACUGGUGCUGGUCGGCCUACUGCUGUGUGCCUUGGGUCUGUGGUGCUCAGGGGAGGCCAUUGCUCACGAUGGAGGGACGGAGCCAUGGUCUUGCAAGAGCAAUGCUGCGCCGUAGCUAAAUGCCCCUUAAUGAUACUCUGUGUGUUCUA